GUGAGGCAUGCACAAGGAAUCCACAAUGUAGCAUUAGAAGAGAAAGGAGGGACAGAUGACAUAGGUGAUCCCCAUUUCUCUCCAAAGCUUUUAGAUGCACCUCUCUCUCCAAAGGGUAUAAAACAGGUUUCUGAACAGCAGAAAGAAAUACUUAAAUCAGGAUUAAUAAACACCGUCCAGUUAGUGAUUACCUCUCCCCUGCGCAGGGCAGUGGAAACUGCAGUUGGAAUAUUUAGGGGACAAAAAGUUAUAAAUCAAUCGGACAACUUCCCUCCAAUUGUAGCACUUGAGCUUUGUAGAGAACGCAUGGGACUAUAUCCGUGUGAUCGCAGAGAAAGUAUAAGUACCCGUCGUAUUUGUUUCCCGGAGAUCGACUUUACAAUGGUAGAGAGUGAUGAAGAUGCUCUAUGGAGAGAAGAGGAAAGGGAAAACCUAGAAGAGGUUUCUGCUAGAGGCCUUCGCUUUCUCAAAUGGUUAUGGGAGAGACCAGAGAAAGAAAUUGCAGUUGUUAGCCAUGGGAUUUUCUUGCAACAAACACUUCGUGCCCUGCAUGAAAAAGUUAGCAUACCUCUAGAAGAUAGUCUUCUCACAAGGUUUGCCAAUUGUGAACUACGGUCAAUCCGGAUAGAUAAGAGUGCAGUGACAUGGAAGUACUAACGACCUAUAACUGUAGAAAAAACGCGGCUCCAACUUCAAGUUCCCUUCACACGCUUGAAUAAAAGCCAUUCGUCUGAACUGUGUUUUUAUGUUUGCAUGCCAUGGACUUAGCGCUUGGAACCAGGGAAGCAGGCCACAUCCGAAUCUGGUUACCACUAACCUAUAGCCUAUGCGAGGGCAGACAUGCGUGUGAAACUCUCUCUCUUUUUGUUUUUCUUGAUUAAUGUUUUACUUCCUGGGAAUCUCUCUUCUUAAUUUCUUUUACUUAUGUGUGAUAGAGUACUUUAGCAAAAAUGAUCAGCUUAAGUUUGUGGUUCCGUUAAUAUUAUAUACAUAUUUGUCAUUCCAA
Messenger RNA from Raphanus sativus (radish), 1006 nucleotides. Its product is annotated as phosphoglycerate mutase-like protein 1. Lineage: Eukaryota; Viridiplantae; Streptophyta; Magnoliopsida; Brassicales; Brassicaceae. The record is from RefSeq and is a predicted model, not a curated record. Gene Ontology annotation, cellular component: cytoplasm. Gene Ontology annotation, molecular function: phosphatase activity.